UGGCCUUUAGGAGCCGCCGCCGAGAGAACCCCCGAAGAGUUCGCCCCUCUGCUCCCCAACCCGCGGCGGCAGCGAGCGCAGGGCGGCGCGGAGGCCGGGAGGGGGCGCUGUUGCUCGGAGCAGCCGCGGCGGAGCCCGCGCCUCCCACGCCGCUGGCCCAGCCCCGCCAACUUCCAACAUCCCGCAGUCGAGCGAGCGAGCGAGCGAGCGCCGGAACGAGCGCCGGGCAGCAGGCAGGGCGCGGCGAUUGGAGCACUCCGGGACACUCGCGGCCGGGACCUCGGGGCGGGUGGGGAGCAAGGCCCGCGUGCGGGGCUGCGAGGGAGCGCUCCGCGGCACCUGUUCCUCCCGAGCCGCCUCCCCAGCCUCUGACCGCGCCUCCCCGGCGCCCGCCCGCGCCCGCGAUGAACCCGGCGCUGGGCAACCAGACCGACGUGGCGGGCCUGCUCCUGGCCAACAGCAGCGAGGCGCUGGCGCGCGCCGUGCGCUGCUGCACCCCGGCGUCCGUGGUGACCGACGACGGCUUUGCCGAGAGCGGCCCGGACGAGCGCAGCCUGUACAUCAUGCGCGUGGUGCAGAUCGCCGUGAUGUGCGUGCUCUCGCUCACCGUGGUCUUCGGCAUCUUCUUCCUGGGCUGCAACCUGCUCAUCAAGUCGGAGGGCAUGAUCAACUUUCUGGUGAAGGACCGGAGACCGUCGAAAGAGGUCGAGGCGGUGGUCGUGGGGCCCUACUGACCUCCCGGCCCUCCGGCGGGCGCCUCCUCCGCGCCUCCCUUCCAGCCCCGCUGCACCCCUCACCACCUUGACGGGGCCAGGCAAACCUGUCGGAGUCACUCACUUCUCUGUACUUCCCUCUUUGGAGGAGCGACCACUUUGACUUCCGGGCUCGACAGCAGGUGGCAAAGCAGGGCGAUUAGGGCGCAGAACUUUGGAAGCUGCUACUUGCGUGGGAUGCAGGCAGACGGAGGAGGCCAAGGCCCUUCCCCUGCAGGUGGGCCAAGCGCUGGGGACAACUGGAGAGGGCGGGCGGGAGAGGCCCGGCGGCACUGAUCGCCUGCUGACCGGAACAGUGACCUGUUUAUACGCCACGCAACAAACCCAAUGGGUACACAGAUCCGUGGGCGGAUUCGCGCCCACUAUCUCUGCUCCCCUGAGCCCCGAGGGAAGCGCUGAUCCCUUUGAUUGUAAUGUGCUGUUUUAAGGGUUUUGUGUUAGUCUGCUUGAGUACAAAUAUUUGAUAAGUAUUUUCUGCCAUUGUGGCCUGUUUGCCUGCUGGGGUUAGAGUUUUGUCACUGUGGGAGUAAGGGUGGGGGGAGGGGGAAACUGCGAAUGUGAAUGGGGUAAAGUUGUUUCUUUUAGUGCUUUUCCAACUAAGUCUUUUGGGGGCUUCAGUUAAGCCCGCAACGAAGACUCAAAUAGAACUCAUAGCUCGUGACUGCACGGUUUACGCCACAAAAGUGCUCUUGAUAUCCGUGACACCGUUUUGACUUUUUUUCUUAUUUAAUAUUUCCUUAAUAAAUACAACGUUUAAGUGUU
Molecule: messenger RNA, 1535 nt
Organism: Octodon degus (degu)
Lineage: Eukaryota; Metazoa; Chordata; Mammalia; Rodentia; Octodontidae
Gene: Rprm
Product: reprimo, TP53 dependent G2 arrest mediator homolog
Exons: 1
Coding region: 405-734 (109 amino acids)
Biological process (GO): regulation of mitotic cell cycle
Cellular component (GO): cytoplasm
Source: RefSeq, a predicted model, not a curated record